AUGUGUGGAAUAGGAAAUCGGAGGGAGAAGCAGCUCAUUAUAUUUGAUACCCCAGGGAUUCAUCGAAAGAUGCAAGGUUCGGAGGUCGAUCUUGAAAAUAAAUUGGUCGAAAUCAUGGCAAAUUGUCUUUGGAGACUAAGCCCCGGAUUUCAUAUUUUAGCCUUAGUGAUAAGUCUCGAAAGAAUAUCAGAGGACACCUUUCUCCUGCUAGAAGAAUUGGAAGAUUUAUUUAGAGAGGAAUUAACCAAGUAUGUUGUAGUAGUAUUUACAAAAACAGACAACUUGGAGAGAAAUCAAACUAUUCCUUCCCAUAUCGCUGAAACCGAUAAGAACUUUAAAGAUCUCGUAGAAAAAUGUGAUUAUGUUGGAAUUAAUAAUAAAGCUACUGACAAAGAGGAUAUGGAAAAACAAAUAACAUCAUUUUUUGAGAAGGUAGAACAGAAAAUUGCUAAAAACAAUGGCGGGUAUUACACAGAUGGGGAUUUCAAAAAAUCAUACGAGCCUCUGCAGGAGGAAUCAGCUAUGAGGGACCUAGAAGAAAGCUAUCUAAGGGUGGAGAGACCCCCUCCAAUAGAUGUUGAAGAACUGGCCAGAUCGAAAACUCGGUUGAAGUCAACAUGCUCCAUUUUAUAA
This is a messenger RNA of Saccostrea cuccullata (small rock oyster), 633 nucleotides long. RefSeq lists its product as uncharacterized. NCBI's taxonomy places the organism in Eukaryota, Metazoa, Mollusca, Bivalvia, Ostreida, Ostreidae. The record is from RefSeq and is a predicted model, not a curated record. Gene Ontology annotation, molecular function: GTP binding. The transcript has a single exon. The coding region runs from base 1 to 633 and encodes 210 amino acids.